CGCAUAGCAUUUUUCAGCGCCAAGUUGUGAAUAAAUCGAACGACCGAAAUAUAAACAAACUGCCGUAGGAAAACAGUUUUCCAUACAAACUGAUCGCUUUCUAGUGAAAAAGUGCAAUUUUCCUUAAGUUUGAAAUGCUUUCUCAGUACGUGGAAGAACUGGAACAGGACCCCUUCGAGGUGGAGGAAUUCAUCGAACGUCUCUGCUGGCGCACCAACAACGAGAUCGGCUCGGACCAAUUCGACCCGGACCUGCUGCACGAGACGUUCGUGGAGACCAUCAAGGAUCUGAAGAUCCUCCAGGAGCGGCAGCAGCGCAAGUGUGACAAACUGGAGGACGCCCUCAAAGACGAGCAGAAAGUGUUCGUCAAGGCGAUCGAUAAGUUUGUGGCCAAGCAUCAGAUCUCGGUGGAUUAUUUCCAUCAGCUGGACGAGAAGAUCAAUUCGGUGGCCGGGAAGGUCAUUCACCUGGGGGAGCAGCUGGAAAAUGUGAACAUUCCGAGGAGCCGUGCCGUGGAAGCGCAGCUCUUGCUGAGUCAUAUGGGGGACUUUUUGAUGCCGGGGCCGAUUGUGAAUGACGUGUACAGCGAUAAGGGGAGGCUGUUUGAAGCGGCGGAUAUCAUUCAGAAGCUGUACAUGAUUUCGCAGGAUUUGCCUGCGAGUCGAUUUGCCAAUGCUAAGAAGAAGAUCGAGGGCAAAUACGACGAGAUCGAGAUGCAGUUGAUUGAGGAAUUUGCCACGGCACAGAAGAUGGAGAACAUCGACCGGAUGAAGGAGAUUUCGACAAUUCUUUCGCAGUUCAAGGGUUAUUCGCAGGUUAUUGAUGUCUAUAUCGAGCAGAGUCAGGCCGUCACCUAUGGAGGACGGGACGUUUUUGAUGGGAUUGUCCCUUUAUGCCACAAAAACUACAAAAUAAUUAAGCAAGUUUUCAACGCACCGGAUCAGGUGAUGAGCAAGUUCAUUCUAAACAUCUACCAGCUGAAGAUCAAUCAGUUUGUUCAGACCAAGCUGGACGAUCGGAAGGACGAAGGAAAGUAUCUGAAGACGUUGUACGAACUGUACUCAAGAACAUUGAAACUUUCGAACGAGUUGCAAGAGUUUAUGAAGGAAUCCGACGACGAUUUACUUCAAAAACUCACGGCCAAUAUUUUCUCCUCACAUCUGGCAUCCUACAUUGAGGUGGAAAGCCGCAGUUUGGAAGCGAGAUGUCAGCUGGAGCUGCGGAAAUUCUACGAGAACAAAAACCAUCAGAAGAAGCAAGUUGAGAGGUUCCACGAACUUCGCCGCGAUAUGCAAGCUUUGAUCGGAGCUCGUACGAACAUUAACAUUGCCCAAAUAGAAGACUACGGAGGGGAAACGUUCCUAUCGGAAGAGUUGGCCAUCAAUCUCCUGCAGCAGUCGUCUUGUGCCUUAGAGCGAUGCUGUCUACUGUCCAAGGAGGUUGAUCUUCCCCGAAACAUCCUCAAACUGGCCGACAUCUUGCUUAGAUUCUUACUUCACGAGCACGUCGACUAUGCCCUCGAUCUGGGACUGCAGGCAAUUCCGAUCGCCGAGUGUAAGUCUACGCCACAGAUCUACUUCUUCGACGUGGCCCAGAAGUGCAACACCAUCGUCCAUCUGCUGGAGAAAACCUACAAUGCCAGUGUGAUUCCCAAUGUCCUUUCAACAGCCCAGUACACCGAUUGCAUCCAGAAGAAGCGCUUCUACCUUGAAUCUAUCGAAACCAAGAUUGAAACUGGUUUGGAGCGCACCUUGAAUGCCAUCUUUGGCUGGGUCAAAACCUUCCUGCAGAACGAGCAGAAGAAAACGGACUUCAAGCCGGACUCGGACGUAGAUACCGUGGCCUCGAAUGCCUGCCUGUCCGUCGUUCAGUACGUAAACCCGCUGAUCACCCUCAUCCAGCGGACGAUCGAUGGCGAGAAUCUGUCGGCGGUCAUGACCGAAUUCGGCGUUCGCUACCAUCGGGUGAUCUACGAGCAUCUGCAGCAGUUCCAGUACAAUACGGCCGGGGCGAUGUGCGCCAUUUGCGACGUGAACGAGUACCGGAAGAGUGCCCGGCCGCUGCAAUCUCCGCUGGUGACGCAGCUGUUCGAUGUGCUGCACGCGUUGUGCAACCUGCUGCUGGUCAAGGUGGAGAACUUGCAGGAGGUUUGCGGGGGAGAAACGCUCAACUAUCUGGACAAGUCGGUGGUGAUGAACUUUAUACAGUUGCGCAGCGAUUACAAGUCGAUUAAGAUCUCGAACUCGCUGAAGGGCAUUUCCGAUCAGCGACACGUUUAGGUGAGUUAUAUUAUUAAUAUCGUUAAUAUCAAAGUUAUAUUCCAAGUAUUUAUUAUGAACAAUAAACAAAGUAUAUCACA
Aedes aegypti (yellow fever mosquito) is the source of this 2359-nucleotide messenger RNA. It is a transcript of the gene Sec10, whose product is annotated as exocyst complex component 5. Bases 135 to 2279 code for a protein of 714 amino acids. Gene Ontology annotation, biological process: Golgi to plasma membrane transport; exocytosis. Gene Ontology annotation, cellular component: cytoplasm; exocyst. The record is from RefSeq and is a predicted model, not a curated record. Lineage: Eukaryota; Metazoa; Arthropoda; Insecta; Diptera; Culicidae. The transcript has 2 exons.